Molecule: messenger RNA, 824 nt
Organism: Paramecium octaurelia
Lineage: Eukaryota; Ciliophora; Oligohymenophorea; Peniculida; Parameciidae
Source: the annotation of a GenBank genome assembly
UUUAUUAAAUGAGUAAGGAUAGUCUGCCUAUGUUCAAGUUUAUUGUAGUUGGAGAUCAAUGUAAAUGGAUAUGUCAGACUUAGCUGUUGGCAAGAGUAGCUUUGUUAAAUAAUAUUCCGAAAGCUAAUUUAUAGAAGGCGCGAGUAAAGCAACAAUUGGAGUGGAAUUUGUUAAGAAAUUGGUGGUUGUUGAUAAACGCAGAGUGGAGCUCUAAAUAUGGGAUACUGUAAAUGUUUUGAGUGAUCGAUUAGGCAGGAUAAGAAUAAUUUAGAAGCAUGAUUAAGAGUUUUUAUCGCGGAGCUGCAGCUGUCUUUGUGUUAUAUAGUAUCAAUUAAAGAGAUUCAUUUGAGAAGCUGUAAGACUGGUUAACUGAAUUGCAUGAAAGUGCUCAUGAAGAAAUUGUCAAAAUUCUUGUAGGAAAUAAAUCAGAUAUGGAACGUAGUGUUCAAAAACAAGAAGCUGAAAAAUUUAUGAAUGCAAACAAUUUUAGUUUGUUUUUUGAAACUUCUGCAAAGACUGGCGAAAAUGUAGAAAAAGUAAAUAUUUAAUAUAUAUCCAAGGCCUUUGUAGAGGCAGUAAAAUUAGUGAUCAUGAGGAUGUUUACUAGUGAUUCAUUUAAGAACUCAAUUAAAACUACCAAAAAAACACCAGCAAGUUCGAAAUAGAAUACGAGCAGAAGUGAUUAACCAAUUACAGAAGUGGCAUCAUUCACUUCAAAACCAAUUCAAUUGUAAUCUGAUCACACUUAAGAAAAUAAUCAUGCAAAAAAGCAAUGUUGUUGAUUUUGUAAUUCCAAUUCCAAUUUUAUUUUCUAUAUAUAUUAC